CGACUGCGCCUGCGCGGACUGCGGCAGAGGGCGGGGUGUGAGUAGCAGAGUACACUGAGACUGGCGUUCGCUGUUGGCCGGUACCUGCGUUCUUUUCCUCCACCUCUCAUUUCAGCUCCAGCAAGUUGCUUGGAACUUUCUUUCUGGCAGCAGCAGCAACAGCAUUACCGUUAGCGGCAGUUUUGUGCUGAGGCACCUGCACGCCUCCUGUCCUCUUUCUGCCAGAUCGCGGGCCUGUCGGUGUCUACUCCCACACGCCGGUCGACAGGACCAUGUCGCUGGUAAGCCAGAAUUCGCGCCGCUGCCGCGGUGCAACGGCCACUGAGCACAACGGCAGCAGCUGGGGUGAAAUUCAGGCCCCUAACGCCUCCGGUUUCCCCGCUGCUGUGCCAGACCCAGACGCCCCCCAGGAUCACAGCGAUCCCCAGAUACUCCAGGGCCUCUGCGCCUCUGAGGGCCCAAGUGCGUCCGUGCUGCCCACCCCCGGUGAGGGCCCAAGCACCUCUGGGCCGCCCACUAUCUCUGAGGGCUCAAGCGCCUACAGGCAGCCUACCAUAUCUGAGGGACCGAGCACCUCUGUGCUGCCCACCCCCGGGGAGGGCCCGAGCACCUCCGGGCCUCCCACCGUCUCUAAGGGGCCGAACACCUCCGUGCUGCUCACUGCCUCUGAGCGCCGCAGCGCCUCCGGGCCGCCCACUUCCUCUGAGAAACCGAGCGCCUCCAUGCCACCCAACCCCGGUGAGGGUCCGAGCACCACCGUGCAGCCCACCGCCUUUGAGGGAGCAAGCACUUCCAUGCCUUCUACCCCUGGCGAGGGCCCGAGCACCUCCGUGCCGCCCACCGCCUCUGCGGGACCGGGCACCUCCGUGCCGCCCCCCCUGGGUGAAGGCCCGAGCACCUCCGUGCCGUCCAGCGCCUCUGAAGGAUCAGGCACGUCCGUGCCGCCCCCCCUGGGGGAGCGCCCGAGCACCUCCGUGCCACCCUCUCUGGAGGAGGGCCUGAGCACCUCCGUGCCACCUCCCUUGGGUGAAGGCCCGAGCACCUCCGUGCCACCGCCCCUGGGGGAGGGCCCGAGCACCUCCGUGCCGUCCAGCGCCUCUGAAGGAUCAGGCACCUCCGUGCCACCUCCCUUGGGUGAAGGCCCGAGCACCUCCGUGCCACCGCCCCUGGGGGAGGGCCCGAGCACCUCCAUGCUGUCCAGCGCCUCUGAAGGAUCAGGCAUCUCCGUGCCACCCCCCAUGGGUGAGGGCCCGAGCACCUCCGUGCCGCCCACCGCCUCUGAAGGAUCAGGCAUCUCCGUGCCACCCCCCAUGAGUGAGGGCCCGAGCACCUCCGUGCCGCCCACCGCCUCUGAGGGAUCAGGCAUCUCCGUGCCGCCCCCCCUGAGGGAGGGCCCGAGCACCUCUGUGGCACCCCCUGUGGAGGAGGGACUGAGCACCUCCGUGCCACCUCCCCUGGGUGAAGGCCCAAGCACCUCCGUGCCGUCCAGCGCCUCUGGAGGAUCAGGCAUCUCCGUGCUACCCCCCCUGGGUGAGGGCCCGAGCAUCUCCGUGCCACCCCCUCUGGGGGAGGGUCCGAGCACCUCCGUGCCGCCCCCCCUGGGGGAGGGCCCGAGCACCUCCGUGCUGCCCCCCCUGGGGGAGGGCCCGAGCACCUCCGUGCUGCCCACCUCUUCUAAGGGUUCAAGCACCUCCAUGCUGCCAGCCCGAGCUCAGGGACUGAGCGCUUUCAUGCUGCCCACAGCCUGUGAGAAACCGAGCAACUCCGUGCCACCCAUCCCUCCUGAGGGACACAGCACAUUGUUGAGCUCGGGCGCUUUUGCAGGCCGGAAGCCCUCCAAGUGCUCCAGUGUUUUGCCAAACCGUAGCAUGGCCAAGGCCUCCGCGGACUCGGACUCUGAGGGCCCUAAGGGUGCGGAAGGUCCCUUGGAAUUCCAGGUCCUGAGAGACCGUGAAAGCCCCAACUCCAUUACCAUUAUGGGCCUCAGUACUUCCCGGGUUGCCAUUACCCUGAAGCCCCAGGACCCUAUGGAACAGAAUGUAGCCGAUUUGUUGCAGUUUCUCCUGGUGAAGGAUCAAAGCAAGUACCCUAUCCGAGUGUCUGAAAUGCGUCAACAUAUUGCUAAAGAAUAUCGCAGUCAGUUCCCUGAGAUCCUUAGACGAGCAGCAGCUCAGUUGGAAUGCAUUUUUAGGUUUGAAUUGAGGGAACUUGACCCUGAAGCACGCACCUACAUUCUGCUCAACAAACUGGGACCUGUGCCCUUUGAAGGGUUAGAAGAGAGCCCAAAUGGACCAAAGAUGGGUCUCCUUAUGAUGAUUCUGGGGCAGAUACUCCUGAGUGGCAACCAAGCCAAGGAGGCUGAGAUUUGGGAAAUGCUCUGGAGGAUGGGAGUGCAGCGGGAGAGGAGGCUUUCCAUUUUUGGGAACCCAAAGAGACUUCUCUCUGUAGAGUUUGUAUGGCAGCGCUACUUGGACUACAGGCCACUAACUGACUGUGAUCCAGUGGAGUAUGAGUUUUACUGGGGCCCACGAUCCCACCUAGAAACCACCAAGAUGAAAAUUCUGAAGUUCAUGGCUAGGAUCUAUAACAAAGAUCCGAUGGACUGGCCAGAGCAAUACAAUGAGGCUCUGGAAGAAGAUGCUGCUAGAGCCGUGGCUGACGGUUGGCAGGCUCUCCCUCACUUUAGAAGGCCCUUUUUCGAGGAAGUUGUUGCAGACAUGCCAUUCCUAGAUUCAGAGGCUUCCAACUAUUCCUCAAAAUAUCCCCCACAUUCGUGGCCUGAGUCAAGAUUGGAGAGCAAGGCAAGGAAGUUGGUGCAGUUAUUUCUACUUAUGGAUUCAACUAAGCUGCCUAUACCAAAGAAAGGAAUUCUGUACUACAUUGGCCGAGAAUGCAGCAAAGUGUUCCCUGACCUCCUGAAUCGUGCUGCCCGCACCUUGAACCUUGUCUAUGGGACAGAGCUAGUGGUACUUGAUCCCAGGAACCACUCCUAUACCCUGUACAACCGAAGAGAAAUGGAAGACACUGAAGAGAUUAUGGACAGUCCAAAUAGGCCUGGCAACAACUUCUUGAUGCAGGUCCUAAGCUUCAUCUUUAUAACGGGCAACCAUGCCAGGGAGUCCGCAGUCUGGGCCUUUCUGCGGGGCUUAGGGGUUCAAUCUGGGAGAAAGCAUGUGAUUACCUGUAGGUAUUUGAGUCAGCGCUAUAUAGACAGUUUACGGGUUCCCGAUACCGAUCCAGUGCAAUAUGAGUUUGUAUGGGGCCCUAGAGCCCGCUUGGAAACCUCCAAGAUGAAAGCCCUGCGAUAUGUGGCCAGAAUCCACAGAAGGGAUCCACAGGACUGGCCAGAGCAGUACAGGGAGGCAAUGGAGGAUGAGGCCAAUAGAGCUGAUGUUGGGCACAGGCAAUUCUUUGUUCACAACUUCUGAGAGCAAUGCAUGGCAGUCAGAGGGGCCUUACAAGGCCAGGCCCCAAAGCCCUGGGUCUCACUUAUUGGGGGGUAUUGUAUUUGGUGUUUGUGUUCC
Microcebus murinus (gray mouse lemur) is the source of this 3524-nucleotide messenger RNA. It is a transcript of the gene MAGEE1, whose product is annotated as MAGE family member E1. Lineage: Eukaryota; Metazoa; Chordata; Mammalia; Primates; Cheirogaleidae. The record is from RefSeq and is a predicted model, not a curated record. Gene Ontology annotation, cellular component: nucleus. Gene Ontology annotation, biological process: negative regulation of transcription by RNA polymerase II.